CCGCGCCCCGCGCCCCCGCCGCCGCCCGCCGGCGCGCGCGCUACUUAGCGUCGGGGGUGCGAGCCACCUCCGCCAAUCCACCGGCGACCUCCGCGCGGCACACACAAGUGCUCUCUCGAUACACUCCACAAGUUUACUCGUACAUUCGCGAUGCCGAUGGCGGCUAUUCACACGUACCAAAAUCUCGGUGUUGAUCAGAAACUGACGCACCUACAAUCUCAGGCUCCACGGAGAUUAGCACCUGCUCCCGUGGACCCCAGCCGCUGUAAGAAGAAGUCUUCUUAUCUUCAUCAGCCCUAUCCGACCCAGCCAGCCUCCGUAGCACGUAGGAACGCUCGGGAGCGGAAUAGAGUGAAACAAGUUAACAAUGGUUUUGCGGCACUUCGUCAACACAUCCCUUCGGCGGUCACAGCGGCUCUGGCUGGAGGCAGAGGAUCUUCACGGAAAUUGAGCAAAGUGGAUACUUUGAGGCUAGCGGUGGAGUACAUAAAAAGUUUAAAGCGGUUAUUGGAAGAAAGUGAAGAAGGAUGUUCAGAACAGUCGGGACUGGUCCUUACGACUAAUGGGCCGCAUACUCCACCGCUGUCUGAAGAGUCUCAUUCACCAGCUCCGUCGUUCGUCUCCGAGAGCUCCGCAGGGCCCGGCUGUCACGACGCAUACGACUCAUACGAACCCAUGAGUCCAGAAGAUGAAGAGCUUCUAGACGUCAUUUCGUGGUGGCAGCAACAGUGAUUGAAGGAACCGUAUAUUGCGGUGAUCAAAGUGCGGCCAAUCAGCGGCUUGGUGAUUAUGAAAAAACGAGUAAUCCUCCCGAGGGUCCCGGCUCCCGAGCGCCGGAGCGCAGGGCUCCGAGAGAACCUCUAAUUAAGCGCAAUCAGUAUAUUCCUAAUGAGAGGGGAUAAUGGUGGCCUGUAACGACCCCAUCGAUGCAUUCCGCCGAACGAAUACCCCACUGCAUUUCCCACAUAGAUGGAAUCGCUCUAUGAAGACUGAAUCGAUCAUUUAUUUGUUUCACUUAAGCAUUUAGUUAUAAUUUAAGUGAUUCGAAAUAACGCUGUGCCUUAGUGUAGCCUUACGUAUUAAAGUUACAACUUCCACUUAGUAUGUAGAAUAUACAAUUGUUCAUAAUUGUUAUCUAGUCAUUAAAGUUAAGUAUUGUAUAGUUUAUGUUCAGAUUUUUGAACUUUGUGAACUUGUGUUCACAGUGUUCAUUUUGUAAAAUAUAAUUUUGAAAUCUUGAGACAAAGACUUGUACUGUAUAUAGAUAAGCUAGCACCCUAAGAAAGAUUCCUAAUAUUAUAAGAUUUUUAUGAAGAAAAUACCAGUACUCAACCAGUAGGUUGUAAUCUGUAAUUAAAUACAUUUUUAUAAACUCUUACAUAUUUUUUUUAUUAAAUAUCCCGAUAUUUUUUCCUAAUACGCUAACGAAUAAAACAAAUUAAAUUCUUUUACAAAAAACCAAAAUACAUUUUACAAGAUUAUACAAAUGUUUAUACACGCCAUCUUAGCUUGAAACGUUGGUAUGGCAAUGUUUUAGGCAUUUCAAGCAAAUAAAAUAAAGUGUUAUAUCAGAACACGAUCGAAUCCUAA
Molecule: messenger RNA, 1590 nt
Organism: Trichoplusia ni (cabbage looper)
Lineage: Eukaryota; Metazoa; Arthropoda; Insecta; Lepidoptera; Noctuidae
Gene: Ash1
Product: achaete-scute complex protein T3-like
Exons: 2
Coding region: 151-732 (193 amino acids)
Biological process (GO): regulation of transcription by RNA polymerase II; developmental process
Molecular function (GO): DNA-binding transcription factor activity, RNA polymerase II-specific; protein dimerization activity; RNA polymerase II transcription regulatory region sequence-specific DNA binding
Source: RefSeq, a predicted model, not a curated record